Molecule: messenger RNA, 762 nt
Organism: Euleptes europaea (tarantolino)
Lineage: Eukaryota; Metazoa; Chordata; Lepidosauria; Squamata; Sphaerodactylidae
Gene: NAA40
Product: N-alpha-acetyltransferase 40, NatD catalytic subunit
Exons: 7
Coding region: 52-702 (216 amino acids)
Cellular component (GO): nucleus
Molecular function (GO): protein N-terminal-serine acetyltransferase activity; histone H2A acetyltransferase activity; histone H4 acetyltransferase activity
Source: RefSeq, a predicted model, not a curated record
UCUAGUAAAGCCAAGGAGAAGAAACAGAAGCGACUGGAGGAGCGGGCGGCCAUGGAUGCUGUCUGUGCCAAGGUGGAAGCCGCAAACAAACUGGUUGACCCCUUGGAAGCCUUCCCUGUGUUCAAGAAAUAUGACAGGAAUGGACUAAAUGUGUCCAUCGAAUGUAAACGAGUAUCCAGCUUGAACCCGGCCACGCUCGACUGGGCUUUUGAACUAACCAAGACAAACAUGCAGACAUUGUAUGAGCAGAGCGAGUGGGGCUGGAAAGACCGGGAAAAACGGGAUGAGAUGACAGACGACAGAGCGUGGUAUCUCAUUGCUCUGGAAGAAGGUUCAGUCCCCGUGGCUUUCUCACACUUCCGCUUCGAUGUGGAGUGCGGAGAGGAGGUCCUCUAUUGCUACGAAGUGCAGCUGGAAAGCAAAGUGAGAAGGAAAGGUCUGGGCAAAUUUCUCAUACAGAUACUGCAGCUCGUGGCAAACAGCACACAAAUGAAGAAAGUAAUGUUAACAGUAUUUAAACACAAUCACGGGGCGUAUCAGUUCUUCAGAGAAGCUUUACAGUUCGAAAUGGACGACACCUCACCCAGCAUGUCUGGCUGCUGCGGGGAUGACUGCUCCUACGAAAUCCUCAGCCGAAGAACAAAAUUUGGCGAGAGCCAGCACACUCACCCAGGCAAUCACUGUGGAGGCUGUUGCCAUUGAGGCUGUCCUCUGCUUCCUGUCUCCAAAAGAACCCAGUUCUCCACAUAAACCUGCCUCUCU